Messenger RNA from Phycodurus eques (leafy seadragon), 4865 nucleotides. RefSeq names its product divergent protein kinase domain 2Ab (gene dipk2ab). NCBI's taxonomy places the organism in Eukaryota, Metazoa, Chordata, Actinopteri, Syngnathiformes, Syngnathidae. The record is from RefSeq and is a predicted model, not a curated record. The coding region runs from base 693 to 1991 and encodes 432 amino acids. The transcript has 4 exons.
GUAGACUAGCGGAGUAGUGAUCCGCUACUCAGGCGAGAAGAGCGAAGAAGAGCGAAGAAGACACACGUUUCUCUCCCCCAUAAAAGCACUCAUGCUACGCGGACACACAUGGACGCCAACGCGCCACACUAGUGCGCGGCUCUUUUGUGAGGAAGACGCCAGAGGGGCCGGUAUACGAAGAGUUAAGAUUCGACAUCCCAACUGUUUAUCUCGGCGGCUAGCAGGCUAGCUGGCUACCUGCACGGGGAGCCGCUACUGGGAACAGAGGAGAAGCUCGCGUGUUGUGUUCGAUGGGAACCGACUUUGUAGAAGCUGCCUUUUUUUUGUCGCUAUUUCAUUUUAUUUUUUGUUGCCUUUUUGUAACCCCAAUUACUCCACGCAUCAACUUUGAAGAAUGACAGAGUGAGAGCCGAGCGUCUGCAGUUAUUCUUUCUCCACUUAAACCAGAAAGAGGGAAAAGUCACACAGGCUUGCUGGCUGAAGGUCACCCAUAAACAGGAAGCCUGGUUGAACAUGACUCACCAGCCUCUGCCAGCGACUGCCAACCUUGCCCCAGCUAUUUGCUCUAGAUGCCAACCUGAUGCACCAUGACGGAGAGGCAUUGAAGUCAACUCUCUGACAACCAUCUGGAUACCUCUCGAUCCGACAGAUACCUCAAGACCACCCUUUCCCUGCCUCGUCCUUUCCCCACCAUGCUGCGCUUCCUUCCUCUCAAACUUGGCCGCCUGUAUCGCUGUCUGAAGCUCCUCUUUCUGGUGGGACUGUUUGUCAUCUUGCUGAUGAACACCCACAACCUGUUUGCCUCGUUUCAAAAGAACGAGCUCACGGACCGACGCUUCAUCAACCUUAACAAGUGUCCCGCCUGCUUCGGCACGAGUUGGUGCCGCAAGUUCAUGAACGGCCAGGUUUCGUUUGAGACUUGGGGGCGCCUGCGCUUUCUCGACAUCUUCAACGUCAAGAAUGUUUAUUUCGCCCAGUACGGAGAGCCCAGGGAGGGCACGCGUCGCAUCGUAUUGAAGCGGCUCGGCUCCAACCAGGAACUGGCCGAGAUAGACCAGAAGAUCUGCAAGAGGGCCACGGGCAGGCCGCGCUGCGAUCUUAUCCAAGCGAUGUACAAAACUGAAUUUGCCAGGAUCAAUGGCGACGUUCGUCUACUUACUCCAGAGGUGGUGCAGGGCUGGUCAGAUCUGGUCCACUGCCCCUCUCAGCGGCUGCUGGACCGUGUGGUUCGACGCUAUGCUGAGACCAAAGACUCUGGGAGCUUCCUACUCAAGAACCUUAAGGACACUGAGAGAAUGCAGCUGCUCAUGACCUUAGCAUUCAACCCAGAGCCACUUGUCCUGCAGAGCUUUCCAUCGGACGAAGGGUGGCCAUUUGCCAAGUACCUGGGGGCGUGUGGGCGCGUGGUGGCUGUCAACUACGUGGGCGAGGAGCUGUGGAGUUACUACACCGCGCCCUGGGAGAAGCGCGUGGACCUGGCACGGCAGCUGAUGGAUAUAGCCGAGCAACUGACCAACAACGACUUUGAGUUCGCCCUCUACCUGCUCGAUGUCAGCUUUGACAACUUUGCGGUCGGCCCCCGCGACGGCAAGGUCAUCGUUGUUGACGCCGAGAACGUUCUUGUGGCCGACAAGCGACUGAUCAAGCAGAACAAGCCGGACAGCUACGACGUGUGGUACGAGAGCCGCUUUGAGGAGUGCGACCGUGAGGCCUGCCUGUCUUUCUCCAAGGACUCCUUGUGCUCCCGGGUCACCGUGGACCACAACUACUACGCCGUGUGCCAGAACCUGCUGUCCCGCUACGCCACAUGGCGGGGCACCACCGGGGGCCUCCUCCACGAUCCGCCAGCCAACAUAGCCAAAGACGGCCAGCUGGAGGCCCUGCUGGACGAGUGCACCAAGCCCAAGAAGCGCUACGGCCGCUUUCAGGCGGCGAAGGAACUGCGAGAGUACCUCACGCGGCUGUCGGGCGCCUCCUCGCCAGCCAGGUAAUUAACGGAGUUGGCGUCAGCCCGACACGCCGAGAGACUGGAUCCUGGACCCGUAAAAAGCUCCAAACUCUUGAGAUCCUUGAUGUCAUUAGCACUCCUUUGCACAGGAGCAGGAAGGCGUCCUGAAUUCCUGCGUUAGGAAGACCCUUCAGUUUUAUUGACUGACUGACUGACAUUGCUGCUGCCUGAAAAUAGGAGUCGGCCACUAACGAGAUUCUGCUGGGAACCAGAAUACAGAGGGCAGGAUAGGAAUCGGAAGCAACCUUCUUGGAUGGUUGCGCCAUCUUUAAAGGAAGGGGGCGGGCUCUGAGCGACACUUUGCUCGCAGGCUAAUGCUACGUGUGCGACCAAGCGGCGCUGACCCCAACCCCCACCACAAUCACAUGAACACACGCAUCCCCCGUCUUGCCGCCUCAUUUCAUCAUCGCGUUACAUGACAUUGAAUCGAACACCAAGGAAAGUUUGCCCCUGGGAUCUAUUCUUUUUUUUAUCCCACCAUUCAUUAACUGCUAGAUUUAAGUCGAUCGGUGCCUUUACAUUUUUGCUGCACCGUAGCUCCCCCCCCUCUUCCUCCGUAGCAUGCUGCUGGGAAUGCAGAGGUAGCAUGAAUCUCCGUUGUCAGGUGGAACUGAGAAGGCAGCCCCUGUGAUAGCUUGGAUGAGUCUUAAUGGUUUACUGCUCCAAUCAGUCGCAUCGUUCACAGGGUCUGUCAAUGUUGUGGCAAUCAUCUUUUUCUGCCCACUACUACCCUUCAUUAAUAGGAAUCCGUGAGAAUAACAGAUGCCCUCAUAGGAAAAAGGCGUUAACUAGACAGUCCUGUGAUGAUAACGCCGAUGUACCAAAGAGGCUGAAGGUGAAAUUAAGGGCAGUGCAAAGUGAUGCCCCCUUUCCUUAAACUUGUUCCUCUACUGCAACUGUACCAUCCAAAACUCAUAUACUCUUAUCUAUGGCUCAUCAUUAAAAAAAAAUCAAAUAAAUUGAAACUACUUUACCAUUUCCGCAAAUAGUGGUUAGGCCUGUAAUAGACAGGUGUGUCAUUUACUUGGAACAAAUAGACAAAAUGGAACCAUUAUUACCUCAGGUCGUAGAGGCUAUCCCUUUCACAAAAAAUGUUAGAAAUCGUUUAAACCCAGCUGCUAACCAAAACAGCAGCACUUCCUGAGGUACUCCCCAAGUAUGGUGUCCUGUUAGUCAUGGAAAAAAAUAUUAGUGCAACAAAAAUGACUCAUAAGAGUUAGAAUUAAGAGCUGAUAUGUGGCCAUUUUCAAUGGUUUUCUUGAUAACCAAAAUCACUGGGAAUAAAAUUAAGCUUUAGCAUGUCAAACAGGACUACGUAUUAUGGAGUCAGCUGUAUUUUUGUUGUGUUCAUUGUAUUCUUCAGGUAGUAUACCUUCAGUGGUACCAGAUAUUAAAAUAAACAAGAAGGGUGGUAUUGAAGAAGGGUGGUCUAAUAAUUUUCUCCAUGACUGUACAAAACAAGUUCCCUGCGCUGUCGUACUACACGAGGAGACGGCGUCUUUGCUGGCAAUUUGUGAUCUCUCAUUUGCUGCCACUAAAGCUUUAUAGUCCCUGUAAAAUGAAAAUCUCUUUUAAAUUUGACACAUCACAGAGAAGUUUUGUUAACAACCCUUCCAAAAUUGACUGAUCGCGAAGUACAUAAAAUGAGUCUUCAAAAUUGUGAAAAACCAAGCUAUUGUCGCCAUUCAAAUGUUGUGGGCUUGUCCGCUGAAUGCGAGAAACCACACCCUGCUGAAUAAGGAUGCUACUCCAGCUGGCAUCUUUGUUUUCUUAUAAAAUUAAUCCGCAUAAAUAUACAUAAAUAAUAAUGUAAAUAUCUGCUAUAUCUCCACAAUUAAGUACUGCACAGUUCUCAGUCUGAGAAGAGCUUCAUAUAAUGUGUUCAGAAACAAAUCUCUGAAUGCACUUUACAGGGUGUUUAACCUCGGAGUACAUUUGAACUCUGUUGCUAAUCAAAACAGCAGGACUUAGAGGCACGUAAACUGUCUCAAGUGUGGAGUCGUAAAACUGGUCCCCUGCGUCGUAUUGCCGUAUGUGAAGACGAUGUCUUUCCUGGCAACCGGUGUUCCGAUACACUGACGUGAUCGCUCCACAAUGUUGUGUGUCUUAUUGGUUCCACCCAGUCUGCCCCAAUUCUUACCAUUUUUUUCUGUCAUAGUACUUACCCUAUUUUGUUUCUCGACUUUCACGACAAUGGACGCCUCCCACCCCCACCCGAGCAAAUAAACGCCACUAUUUGCAUAAGCACGGUAAGUUUCUUGUUUUGCCAUUCUCACUUCACAUCGUUGGAUUUUCCACACCUCGCCCUUCACCGUAAGCGAAAAAGAAUACUUUGAACACGUUGCCGCCCAGUAUGUCUCGUUUCUAGUCCCCCUCGAUGUCGUUACUCACACGUGCCCAUUGGAGUGUCGCGUAGCGCGGGCAACACGUCGAUUUUUCUAGACGCUGUCACCUGUGACCGUUUUGGAAAAGCAAUACAAAUGUGGGGACAAAAAUUAGAAAAGUUUGGCUCCUGGCUUUUUGAACAUGCCUCUUUGUUGUCUGAUCUGUUGCCCUUCCCCCCUCCCCCACCCUGGAGGAGUUUGUAUGUGUGUGACUGUCUGCUUUUGUACUGUCCAUUUCCUUUUGAGUAUUAUAUCAGCGUUGUCUGAUUGUUCCUGUGCCUUUCAUUCAAAAGUUGUACUUACAACUUUUAGUGGGUUUAAUUAUUGAAAUAAAAGAUAUAUCUAUAUAUAGAAAUACAUGCUUGUGUUCACACUCUUCUUGAUUCUGUCUUGAGUGAUAUUUUACUAUUUCUACAUUCCAGUAGGAGCAUUUUGGCAGCACGUCACACUAAAAUUGGAUCCACCGAGUCAGA